AUGUACCUGGUCACCGGGCUGGGGAAUCUACUGCUCAUCCUGACCAUCAGCUCUGACUCCCACCUCCACACCCCCAUGUACUUCUUCCUCUCCAUUCUGUCCAUGGCUGACCUCGGCUUUACCUCUACCACAGUCCCAAAGAUGCUUUUGGACAUUCAGACUCACAGCAGAGUCAUCUCCUAUGUGGGAUGCCUGAUUCAGUUGACUCUCUUUAAUCUUUUCGGGUAUUUGGACAGUGCGUUUCUGUGUGUGAUGGCCUACGAUCCGUUUGUAGCUAUCUGUUAUCCCCUGCACUACCAGGUCAUCAUGAACCCCCGCCUCUGUAGCCUGCUGGUCCUGGGGUCUUUUCUGUUCAACCUUUUGGACUCCCAGCUGCACUGUGUGAUGAUGUCACAUCUUACCUUUUGUACCAAAGUGGAAAUUCCUCAUUUCUUCUGUGACCCUCAAUCUUGGCUUCAUAUUGGAAGCAUCUGA
Messenger RNA from Sus scrofa (pig), 474 nucleotides. Its product is annotated as olfactory receptor 7E24-like. Gene Ontology annotation, biological process: G protein-coupled receptor signaling pathway. Gene Ontology annotation, cellular component: membrane. NCBI's taxonomy places the organism in Eukaryota, Metazoa, Chordata, Mammalia, Artiodactyla, Suidae. The record is from RefSeq and is a predicted model, not a curated record. Gene Ontology annotation, molecular function: olfactory receptor activity; G protein-coupled receptor activity.